CCCUGUUUGUUUGUGUUGAGAGGCUGAAAAUGGCGGAGAGAGGAGAGCGAUACGACAACUUGACUACGCGAACGCCACCGCGCCGUCUUCGCCACGCACGGAGCGCUCGCGAGUGACACGCCGAGCCCCCCCACCACCGAAUCCACCAGCAGCGGCAGCCGCCACCGAGAGGACUCCCAGUCGGACGGGGAUACCUGGACGAAGGCGGUGUGGAUUAGCCAGGCUGGCUAGCAUGCUAGGUUAGCCUGCUAGCAGCCUGACGUUGAGGCUUCAAGUCGUGUGUGAUUCCCCCCUCCCCGCACCUCCUCCACGCAGGCUUGUUUGUCAACACACGCCGAUGUGAAGUUGUUAGCCAGCCAGCUGGCAACGACACGCCAACGUGUGCUCACAUUCUGCGUGACGUGCGUGGAUGCAUGUGUCGGCGGACGCUGCCGCCGAGCACAAAGUUACCGAUGUAAACUUACAGCAGCGGCUACUAAAAGCAGCAAGUUAACUUAGCUGCGUUGCUAACUCCGCUAGCUGGUAGUGUCGGACGCCCAGCGGGAGGCGGCUACGAUUUGUGGGAUGUAACCGAGGAGCGGCAGGAGCCCGCCGGGAGGUUUGUUCGGCCAGGGAGCGGCACGUAAAAAGCAGGUGCAGGCUUCCCCGCUGCGCCUGUGAUAAUGCCAUGUGACGGAGCGACCACGGAGCCAUAAGCCUGCCUCCUCCGCUCCACCCCGUCUACGACAAGCUCUCCCUGUCUCACCUUCUUGCCUCGUCUCAGCUGUGCGCCCUGGACACGGCCGGCCACCACAUGACUCGGCCCCUGGAGACCUAGACCACGUCAGUUAAGCUGAAAAUGAGUGCAGUCGGGGAAAGCCCCCUUGACCCUGACACGGCAGAGUCACGCAAGAGGAAGGGCUCGCCAUGCGACACGUCCGCGCAAAGUCUGGAGAAGCGGAGACGAGAGCUGGAGUGUCGCUACAUCUGCGAGCUGGCCGAGCUGCUCUCCUCCAACAUGGGCGACAUCGCCAGUCUCAGCGUCAAGCCCGACAAGUGCCACAUCCUCAAGAGCACCGUAGAGCAGAUCCAGCAGAUGAAACGACGCGAGCAGGAGAAAUCGGCUCUUCGUUCUUCGGAUGAUGAGGUGCAGAAAAGCGACAUCUCCUCCAGUAGCCAGGGCCUGCUGGAGAAGGAGGCCCUGGGGCCCAUGCUGCUAGAGGCCUUGGAUGGCUUUUUCUUUGUGGUCAACCGGGAGGGACGCAUCGUCUUUGUCUCCGAGAACGUGAUGAGUUACCUGGGAUACACGCAGGAGGAGCUUAUGGCCUCCAGCGUCUACAGCAUCCUUCACGUGGGAGACCACAACGAGUUUGUCCGCAAUCUGCUGCCCAAAAGUCUGGUUAACGGUGUGCCAUGGCCUCAGGAAGCAGGCCGAAGGAACAGCCGCACCUUCAACUGCCGCAUGCUGAAGAGGCCACCCGAUGAGAUGGACUCUGAGAACCAGGAGGCCCGGCAGCAGUACGAGAUCAUGCAGUGUUUCACCGUGUCCCAGCCACGGGCCGUGCAGGAGGAGGGAGACGAUCUCCAGAGCUGCCUGAUCUGCAUCGCCUGCCGUAUGCCUCGUACCCAGCCUGUCAGCACUGAGUCUUUCAUCACCAAGCAGGACACCACAGGGAAGAUCAUCUCAAUAGAAACCAGUGCUCUGCGAGCGACAGGCCGGCCUGGCUGGGAGGACCUUGUCAGGAAGUGCAUCUACGCGUUCUUUCAGCCGCAGGGCAAAGAGCCCUCCCACGCCAAAAAGCUGCUGCACGAGGUGAUGGCCCACGGCACGGCCAUCAGCCCGCUGUACCAUUUCACCAUAAGCGACGGCACGCCACUCAGUGCUCAGACCCGCUGCAAGUUCUGCUGCCCCCCCAACCCAGACGUUCAGCCCUUCAUCAUGGGCAUCCACACUAUUGACAGGGAACACAACACUGCUAGCUCUCAGGAAAACACGAACCCCAGCCUUCCGCCAACCCUCAGCAGCCUUGCCCAGACGCCGUCGCGCUCGCCGGUCCUCGCUGCUGGCAGCAACUCAACACAAACCUCAAGCCCCGCCUCCACCGCCACCGCCUCGGGCCUUCACCUCAGCAACAGUAACGUCUCCCCCCAAGGACUAAACCCAGCCACUCCCACGGGAUACCCGACGCCGGGUCGGACGCGAGCCCAGCAGGGUAACAGCCCCUCGCCCUUAAGCAGCCCUGUCACAGCCACCCCUACCUCUUUUAUUUCAUCUGCCAUGCCGCGGGCCAGUCCUGGUUUGGGAGGGAGCCCCCGGGUGCCAGGCCUCCAUUCUCCAGCUGCGGCACUGACCAGACAGCAUUCAGGUGGCGACGGCGGCGACGGCACCAACACCGCGCCAAAGGGACCCUUCUCCAGACAAGCCGGGACCCCCACCGGAUCCUCCUCUCGGUGUGGAGCGGAAGGAGGGGCAGGGGACUCUGGGAAAGCCCCCCUGCCCUCUUCCUCACCGCUGGGUAAUCUCAGACUCAAUCAGCCCCUGGAUAGCAACGGCACAGGAGUUGAACUCGCCAACAGUGGCGUCCAUUGCACCUCGUUGCCUCACCCCAAACCCUCGCCCGGUCCACAGUGUCCUGCGUCCCACAGCACUCUCACAGAACGACAUAAGAUCCUACACAGACUGCUCCAGGACAGCAGUCCCAGUGAUUCCGCCGCCACCACCACCUCCACUUCCUCGGAAGACGCAAUGAACAGAAACGAAGUGGAGAUCAAGAAGGAGCCGCCAUCCAGUCCGGUGGUGAGCAUGGCGGCGCUCAAGUCGGGUUCCAGGGAGCCGCAGGACCACCAGUUGCUCCGAUUUCUGCUCGAUACGGAUGAGAAGGACCUGGGAGACCUGCCCCCUCCCUCGGCGCUCAGCCUGCAGACCGUUCGGGUGAAGGUGGAGAAGCGAGUGACCGGCGAAGCAUGCGUGGUGACGGCGGGCGCAGCGAAGACGGCAGGUGUCUCCAGCUCUUCCACUUGCGUCAGCCCCAAGUCUGGUCUCGCAGGGCAGAGUCGCCGAGACAGCCGCAGGAAUAGCCGGGAGUCCACGAUGUCCGGCGGACCUGCUGACACGGACCACCUCACCCAGCUGCUGCCUGGCCUGAGAGGCCCGAGCGGGGCCCAGCAGGGCGCUGAGGACUCCACCCCUGGAGGAGGCCCCCUGCUCCACUCCCCUGUCGGCCAGCCCCCGGCUCAGCUCCAGUCCCCGGGGCCUCCCCUCCAGUCCCCCUUGUCCCUUACCCACUUGCAGUCCCCGUCACCUCAGCUCCCCUCCCCCUCACCCCAGUUCAUGCUCCAGUCCCCCACACAGCUCCAGCCUGGCGUAAAUGUGAAGAGGGAGCCUCCUGGCACUCCCAACAGAGGCCACAAUGACGGCGGCCCCGCUUUAGGCUGCAGUCUCCAGACUCAGUCGCCUCUCGAGUUCUGCAGCCCCCCGACCCCCAACCAGGCCCAGACCCAGGGGGACCUCUUCCAGACUCCCAAAGACAGCAGCCCUUUCCCCGAGGCAGAAAUUAUCAGUCCGUUCAGUUCAAGCACUGGCCCCAGCAAGUUGGACUUGGCUGACUCUCCGUUCCAGCCUCUGACGUUGUCCUUCGACACCCUCGGAACCCCGUUGCAAGCGCCCCUGGCCUCGCCCCAAGAGCAGUGUGUGCCCUGUACACUGGAUGAAGUCCUGGGCCCCCCCACCACACCCGAGGCCCGCAACGACGAGAAGGCUCUGCUGGAGCAGCUCGUGUCCUUCCUGAGCGGGACAGACGAGAGCGAGUUAGCUGAGCUGGACAAAGCCCUGGGUAUUGAUAAACUAGUGCAGGGCGGCUGCUACGACCCCAUGCCACAAAGCUUCCCGACUCAGCAAGCCACUGCUACCCCGGUGUCCCUGGACCCAAAGCUGCCCUCCUACCCUGCCCAGUUCCCACCAGGUGCACCCGCUCAGUUCCCCCUGGAGCUGCAGGCCCCCCUGGGGCAGCAGGGACUGGCUUUUGGAGCAGCUCGAGGCCCGUUCCUGAGCGGAGCGCCCGCUGUCGGCCUAAGGACAGGGAUGACCCGGACGCAAGGGACGGGCACCCAGCUCAGGCUGCCUCCCAACCAGCUUCGACUGCAGCUGCAGCAAAGGCUUCAGGGUCCUCAGCAGCUCCAGAACAGGCGGGCGAUGAGCGCCUUUGCAGGGGGAGGCCAGCACGUCAAUAUGGGGGUGCGUCUGGGGGCCCAGCAACCUCAGAUUCCUUCGCAACCUCCACUGAACGCCCAGAUGCUAGCGCAGCGUCAGCGGGAGCUCUACAGCAUCCAGCACCGCCAGCGCCAGCUUUUCCAGCAGAAGGUCAUGUUGAUGAGACAGAACAUGGGCGCCGCCGGGUCCACCGGCACCCCCAGGGCCCCGAAGGGCGCCCCCGCCAACACGGCUGCGCCUCUGCAGCAACAGCAGUUCAACUUCCCUGCUGGCUACAGUCCAGUGUUGGGAAACCCUCCUACCUCACCCAGUCACUUCAGCGGUCCCAUGCCGGGGGGGCCCCUGGACAGCAAACUACCCGCCGGUGUCGCCCUAAAUAGCCAGACAUUAUUGGGGGGCGUUCAAGCCCAGUUCACCGGCGCCGUCAACUCCUCAUUGCAGCAAAGUCUGAUGCAACAGUUUGGGACCGCCGCCAUGGUGCAGCCAGACACGCCUUUUCCCUCCGAAAUGAGUCCCACCAGUCCCUUGUUGUCACCUCAGAACCCCGCCUCCCAGAGUCUUCUGCUCCAGCAAGCUCCGCCUCCGGGCUACCAGUCUCCGGACGGGAAGAGCUGGCAGCAGGCGAGUGUCGGCAGCAACAGUCUCUUCAGUCCCACGGCGCACGGGGCAGGACAGACCUUUGGCCAGCAGGGGGUGUACAACAACAUGAGCAUCACCGUGUCCAUGGCGGGGGGCUCCGGCAGUGCGCGAUCUUUGCCUCCCAUCGGGCAAACUGUUGUUGGCUUGAACAGCAGCAGCGCGGGCUCUGUGUGUAGCGAGCAGCCGGUCCGUCACGUACAAUGGACAACAUGUGACCUUACUAUUGGACGUGUGAAUAAAGCGUCCUUGUCAUGUGGACAGGUGCAGCAGGUACAGGUGUUCGCCGACGUCCAGUGCACCGUCAACCUGGUGGGGAGCGACUCGUACCUGAAUCAGGGCACCAUCGCCGCCGCUGCCGCCGCCGCCCAGAAGGGGCCCGGACCGCAGGGCGCCCAGACCAGCCAGGCCCAGCAGAAGAGCCUCCUGCAGCAGCUGCUCACAGAGUGACGACACCUCCCCCUACUGCCCCAACUCUGGUGCUGCUGCUCCCUCUUCACUUCUACGCUGAUUCUCCGGACCCAUUGCUGUCUCGGUCUCACCUUUAGGACGGACGCCGGGACGGCGGCGGCGCCAAUUGCCGGCGUUUUAGCUGUGGGUGGAGUUGAAACGGCUCGACCACUUUCCUGCCAGUCCUCUGAGAAGAAGAGCCUGGAGUCAGAAGGAUGAGCAGUGUGUUUGAAGCUGCCUGUCGAAUCUGUCUGACAACCUGUCUGUCUGCCUCAGCCUAUUGAAGGCAGUGUUGUCUUGCUGCUCAUUCCCCCGCCCACCUACUUCCUGCUCCCGUGCGCACCCCCUCCUCUGGGAAGCCGUGGCGCGGGAGUACCUCACGUGGCAGCACCUCUCUGGCUUUUCAUUUGUUUGUUGUUUUCUUUGGUGUUCUGUCUACCUGUCUCUCAGCGAUGUGGGAAUGUCAACGGUUUGCGACCUCAGCGGCAUUGUGGGAUAGAAGCUCGGUAUCAGCUGGUUCUGCGACGGUCCCUCUCUAUCAGCUACAGUGCCUGGUGGAAGUUUGAGUUUUGUUCCCAAGCUCUGCUUCUUCUUCAACACACUAUUGCGUCUUCUUUUUUAUUUGAAAUGUCUUUUAUUUUGUAAAACUUCUGCUCUCUUCAUCGACAUCAUCUUCAUCUUGAUGCUCAUCAGAACAAGCUUUGACAACAGCCGGACGGAUGGAUGGAUGGAUGGAUGGAUGGGAGACAGACGGGAUGCUGCUCACUUUGGAACUUUUGUGUUUUUCUCUUAUUUUUGUUUUUUUAUUAAGUAUGAAAAGAGUCUGUUUGGAUUAUUUAACUGUCAUUUUAGCCCUCAACUCAGCAGCUGUGAAUACGAGGCCCGCUCGGUCUCUCUCUCUCUCUCUCGCCCCCUCCCUCUCUGUGUCUCCCAUGCUAACUGGCCCUAUCAGUGUUGUUCGCCAUGCAGCCGUGUAGUAUUGUUGUACAGUACAGAAGGACAAAGACUGGCUGCCCUGGAAAAAGCAAAACAGUUGAUGACUGGGCAGCAGCAAAACCUUGUUAAAUGUGAUUUUUGUUUUCUUUCUAUUAACCUCGCCCCCUCCCCCCCCCCCCCCAGUCCCUAGCCUUCCCCACCCCCUCUCUGAGCAACAACUUUUUCCCUACCUCGCUAUUUUUAUUUCCUACAUACUUUUAAUUGCCCUAGCAAACAUUUCAUUGUAUGUGCAUGUACAGACAACGAUAACGCCUUCAAACUUUCCGUUACCAUGACCACCCCCCCCCCCCCCCCCCCCCCUUCUGGUCAUGCUGGUAAUGGUACUUGCAGCCAAGGGGGCGCAUUGGUGAUGGGUGCCUGGGCUGGUCAACAAAAACAUUCUCUCACUCGGUUUAUUAUCUUUGAAGCCCCCCAUUACCCCCCCCUCCCCCGCCCCCAAUAUGACGGCAGUAGGGCUCUGCUACUUGCACACUUACACAAAAUCCACAUUCCACCCAGCAGAACCACAUGGCUUCAGAACCACUUGGUUCUAAGCAUCCCUGUGUGCAGCCAAGCUCAGAAGAACUCCUAAUACGUCACAAUUAGGGGUGUACCAUAAAUAUUGGGUCGGUAUGAGGGGAAUUAUGACAUCAUAUCCAUAAAUCCUACAACAUUAAAAAUAGCUCAGAUGACUACAGGAAUGUCAUAUUUCAUUAGGACAGCACACCGACUCCAUUAGCAUCCAAUCAUCUUUCACCACAGUCCGGCCACCAAUAUUGGUGGGCGUGUCCUCCCUCUCCGGGCGUUUUCUCAUCAUUGUCACUUCUGUGGCGAUGACUUUGCUUUCCUUGGCCGCACUGCUGCUUGGGAGACGACAUGAAGUGCAAAUAGUGAUCCGAUAAGCCAUGUUGUUCUUCCAGGCUCACACUGUAGUCAGAGUUAGUUUGUCGUUCAGUGCACCGGUAAGCACAGAACGGAACAGGACCACCUGGAGAGAUGGUUGCUAGUUUUGGCCUCAUCCUGCUCAGCAGCAGGCGUGUAAACACAGACAUGUGAAAUGGUGCCAUUUGUUAUUGAUUAGGAACGUGAUAAUGCCACAAAUGCUUACGAUGGUGGUAACUUCCAAGCGCUGGGCUACACACACACACACACACACACACGUCUGGUUCCUAACAAAGAUAAUGGCCGUAGCGUCGCUCAUUCCCUGUCCUACCUCAGACUACUUUGAUUUCAUUACCUCAUCAUCUUCUUUUGCCAAACGUUUGGCUGUUUUGGACCUCGUUUCACACUGUGAACCCGGCUGGCUGGCUUUUUAUUUGUUGACUUCUUUCAUGCAGUACAUCCAGGAAACCACAAUGUGCCCUUUGACCUCAUUUUAGGGCUUUCCCAAACUUCCUUCCCUCCGGACGCCACGGCAAAUGCAACAUCACAUAUUGACCUAAUACGGAUCUAUGCUCUCGGGUGGGGGUGUCCAAACUGUUGUCUUUCCUCCAUUUUCUAUGUUGAGAGCAAUCCGGUGUAGAUCAAUACAGCUGACUAAGCUAAUUAAUAUAGCCUUGAUGAGGAACUUGUUUUAUUUUUCCAGUAUGCCGUGGGCCAAUAAAAAACAAGCUGCGUACAAAAUGGCCCCCGGGCCGCACUUUGGACACCCCUGCUUCACAUAAAUGCAUAAUAAACACAGACGAUGUUCAUUGAGUACGAGAAAUGAUGACGAAAGUAGCGUGCAGGGUUUUCCUAGGACAAUCGCUGAGCUGACAGGAAUGGAACGCACCCCCACGACCUCUGAUUGGAAAGUUUGUUUCUUCAUCUUUUCAGGACCUUUUCCACUCACAUCAUCUCUGCUUUAUUUACUUGUUUUUGGGAACGUCAUGGAAGUUUAACAUGGAAAUUGUGCUGUGUGGACAAAAGUAUUGGGACAGGAUGUGUCCCUGGGAGUUGAGGACUUUGGAAUGUGUCGGUGCACGCUUUUGUCCGUUUGCGAGGUCCGACGUCUUUGACGUAGCACCUGGCAUGGUGUUCUUCCACACCAAACUCAUCCAAGCGUGCCCAAAGUGUCCAUGAUAUUCCGUGACGGAUGAAGAGAUGUGCGUCCUGAUACUUUUGCCCAUAUAGGGAGUAAUGCCUGCAUCCGCAUCCUCACCCCCAACCUCAUCUCGUCACGCUUAAGUGUUGCAAAGAGUCCACAAUUCAGAUAUCCUGUGUAGAAACACUUUGGGGGUUUUUGGGAAGGGGGCGGUCCCCACUUGUCACUGAUGCUUCAGCAACAUCCCAUUUAUUCCCAAACACAAAGAGGGAGAAUGUCUAAUAUAUACUUUUAUACGGAAGAAGCAUCCCUGCGCUGACUCUUUCCCUUCCCCUCUGGCACCCUUUGACUUUUUCUGCAGGGAUGAGGAUCGCUUUCCUCUUUGUCACUCAACACACACACACACGUGAAAAAAAUGCCAAAAAGAAAAGUAAGCGAUGCAUGUUGAAAUUCCACGUUAUGCAACAGCUGCUCUGUGGAAAGGCCUCCCACCUCCUCUCCUCCUUCUCCUCCUCAGCAGGUACACGCUUUUUGUAACAGUGUCAAUGCGAUGUAAAUAAGGAGACAAAUGUGAAUAAUAAUAAUAAUUAAUCAUCAGACAAGUUAGUGCUCUAAGUUUGUGGUAAACAAUGGUUGCCUCUGUCGUUUAUUUCCUCAUGGGCUUGAGCGUGCUACGUGCUACAUGCUACGUGAUGAAGACUGUACACCUGGUGGACUCCGCCCUCUUCCUCCUGUCCUGCACAGUGCUCACCUGGGGGGCGUGUCUGGGGCAAGAGAUGGUUUCUAUAGCGACCGCUGAAUGUGCUUGUAGAUGGUAGAGCAGCGUGGCCUGGCUUGGUUCAUGUAAAGAGAAAAGGAGGCCCUAUUGUGAUGUAGCCCCUCUUGCCGAGGAUGUGGGAGUGUGGAACCUUGAUGUCACCCGGAAGCGCCCGCCUGACUCCUUUUUUGGGGGGGGGGGGGUUGUUACCUCUUUGAGCAGUUAGUGAAUGACCAAAGCUUCGAGACGGUUAAAGCUAGCUAUGCACAUCAAAGCCAUCAGCUCAUGAAGGGAUUUCCUACUACUGAACUGGAGGUGCCUCCAUUGAACUCCACAUAACAUCCUCAAUUACGUCUUUUUUUACAAAAUAAGGAUUCUUUCUUUAAACAUUUCAAGUUGAACAGUAUAGUAGAACCUUGGUUAACGUACGCUAAUUCGUCGGAGAAGCUCCAACAUGCCUCCAAAUUCAUAUACAUGAUGAAUGAAAGGGACAAAUAAACGGAUAAGAUUACUUUCACCUUCAUUGAAGACAUGACUGCAACAGGAAGAUGAUGGUGGUUGAUCUCACUGCCACAUGGUGUCUUUGGGAACGUCUUCAGUAAAAGUAAAAUUAACCUUAAACAUUCAUUUGACCCUUUCAUACAAAACAUAUUCAUUUAGAAUAGUUUUAUGCAUGUAAAACUAAUGUUUACACUAGAGUUAAUUGCUGAUGGCGUCAUAGACUAGCUGACUUCCGGUUGCCAUUUCCUUUAGCUAGCUAAUAGGAUGCUAACAAGGAAGGACGUGAAGAAAGUUGGGCUGGUGGUGUAAUAACACAACAGGAGGCGCCAUAUUGUACGCUAAGUUUUCGACAUUAAUGGAUAAAGUAAUUACUCCGCUUGCCACAGGCCAAGACUUUGGACUUUGAACACCCUUAACAAAAGUGUUUAUGAAUUAUGUCUGCAUUUAUUUUCGGUUUAGAAAGAUUUAGCUCCUAUGUUUAUUUCUUGGGCAUUGGAAAUGUAAAAUGUAAUACACAACGUCCUAAAGAGUUGUCUGUUCAUGAAAAGCAUGUAUCUCCAUAUACUAGCCACUUUCGUUUUCCUCAAAAAUGAGACCCAAAAAAAAAACGUUUGUGGGGGGGGGGGGAUUAAAAAGAGAAUGCUUGCUCUUCAUCAGCUAAUGACUACCAUCAUUGUCCAAACAAGGCUCUUCAAUUUUUACGCUUCUGAAAUCCAAAACGACUUUUUGGAUUUAAUUUGUUCACUCGUGAAAUCCAAAAACAAACUGCUUUUGCUUAUUUCUGGAGAAUAAUAUCAAUUUUAUUUCUUUUUGAAAUCUAACAAAAAAGUUUUUUUGGGUGGCUAGAAAGAGAUAUUUGUUGAUCCUUGAUACUACCGUCCAACAAAAAGCAUGCAUCUGCAAUUUCUUUUUGUGUUUUAAGACGUAGAAACAAAACAUUCCCCAUGUUUUUUAAGGAAUAGAAUGACUUGUUUUUUCUCUAAAAGAUAAACUUAUUUUUCAGGGGGGUAAAAACAAAUGCAGAUACUUUUCAUCAGAUAACGACUGCCGUCUAUCUCACCAAAAACACGUAUCUCCAUUUUUAUAGAAAAUUUUAAAGAAAAUGACUUCUUAUUUUUGGGAGUAGAAUGAAUAUAAUGCUAUUUUUAAAUAUAACAAAAAUAUUUUUUUGGGGGGGGGGGGCUAAAAAGAAGAAAUCAGAAAUACUUGCUUUUCAUCAGAUAAUGACUACCGUUGGCGUCCAACCAAAAACAUGUAAUUCUUUUUUUCUCACUUUUUAAGUCCAAAAAAUAUUUUGGGGAUGAAAUAAAUAUAAUAAUACAUAUAAUAAUUCCUUUGAAAUACAACAAAAAGUGUUUCUUUUUUUUUGGGGGGGGGGGGGGGUAAAAAGUGACAUUUGUAAUGUUGUUUCCUUUUUAUUUGUUGCAAAAGACAAAUGGAGAUGCUUGCUUUUUAUGGUCCAGUGACAAAUGCUGCUCUUAUUCUUCAGGUGUCAGCCCCGCCCCCUUCCUUGAUGUCAGGUAAACCGUGAACAGACCUCAAACUCUCCCAACAUUCCGGAUCACAGCACAGUUCCAUCAACGCCCGCGACUGUCUCGUCUCCGCUCUGUCGCUGCUCACUUUAGUCGGCCUUUUGGAAUUUCCCGCUCAUUCCCAUGCCGCCUGCUCGGGUCGGGUUCGGGUCAGAUUCGGGUGGCGCUUCCUGGGCAUUUCAAGGAGCAAGGUUCCACGUAAAGAAAAGAAUAGAAAUGCAUCGAUACAGAUGUAAAUAUGAUACAUUGGAAGAGACAAGAUGCUGAAUAUGCAUGUUGGACUUUUAUCUUUCUGUCGCUUUUUACGAGCCCCCACCCUACCCCCCAUGUUCAGGUGUGUCAAUUUUAAGAAGGAAAAAAAACAGACCUUUUGUUAAUUAGGAAUGUUCUCGACAAUCAAUGUGGGCUGAUUGAGAGCCCCUCCAAGUCAUCGUUUGUAAAAAAAAAAAAAAAAAACUAAGCAAAAAAAUCUGGAACUUUUGGGGGGAAGAAAAGAACAUCGUUUAGUUUUGUCUGUGGCUGCUCAAGUUUACACACACACACACACACACUUGUCUACCACACUCAACACAAGCACCCCCAUUUGAUCCCUGGCUCUUUUUGAAAGAAACUCUUGAGGUUUUUUUUGUCUCGUCCGCCCACAUGGAGGACAUGAUGAUGCUUUUUGACUAACAACUCCAGUAUAACAUCUGAAUAUGAAUGUGGGAAUGCAACACAUUGCAAUAAAAGCACCAUUUGAAAUGCA
Molecule: messenger RNA, 11808 nt
Organism: Doryrhamphus excisus (bluestripe pipefish)
Lineage: Eukaryota; Metazoa; Chordata; Actinopteri; Syngnathiformes; Syngnathidae
Source: RefSeq, a predicted model, not a curated record